AGAUGAAUAAUGUGGGAUUUACUAACAUGGGAAAAGUCAUAACAAUACAUCGUUUUGAUUGAUAAUCUUCGCAACUGCUUGCGGACAGGGCCUCCUUUGGGGCUGGAUUGUUCUUUUAGUUGAUGUUUGCAACGUGAUUUCGAUGAUCCCAUGCAUCUCCCCCUUUCCCCUUCAGGAUAGAGCGCAGCGCAUAAAUCGCUUGCUUCUGACUGCAACCUUGCUAUGGCAAUGUACUUGGAGACCUCACCUUCUGGAGACGGCAGGAAAAUACAACGUGGUUUAGACAUGAAGACGCACGGUCCGUUUGUCGAAGGUCACCAGACCAGACCAUGGAGCAAAAUCGGUCUCUUAACCUAGAGUCACCUCUUAACUAUGGAACCGCCCUUCCUGCUUCGCGAAGACGAGGAGGAUGUUGGCGAUGAAUGUAGUGGAAUUCGAUCGCGUCAGAACUCUGUUGGUGUGAAGAGUGUGAUCGUCGUAAUCGCGUAAUGUUUAGAUGCAGGGUACGGAUUGUUUUCGAAGUUGUUGGGGUCGUGAAUUUUUGAGAUUUUGCCAGCUCAUGUGAAAGGAAUGACAACAUCGGUGGCUCUGCACCGGGCUUUUUAUACUGGUUGGCGACAUUCCACUGUCGCCUCCAUUUGCUCAAUUGCAGCACAGUUCAAGAAGGCUCUACCUUUGCUGGAUUCGGAGAGCACCUUUGGCGAGUUCGAAGGCCCAGUAGCAGCUGUUGCCUUGAGAGAAGCAGUCGAGGAUACAGAUGUGGCUCGCACUCCAUCCUCCACCUCAGGGAAGCAGCCUAUGCAAGUGCAACUGAAAGUGCUGAGAGGAAAACAACAUGGUCUUCACGACAGUCUUAUACCGAGAUCAACAUGGAGAGUUCUAGAUAAUCUUCAUGAUGCAGGUUAUGAAACAUAUCUCGUUGGUGGCAGUGUUCGUGAUCUGCUGUUGGAGCAGGUUCCGAAGGAUUUUGACGUUUUGUCCACAGCUGAGCCGAAUCAAGUGAAGAAGAGCUUCCCAGGAAGAUGCUAUAUAGUUGGGAGGAGGUUUCCCAUAUGCCAUGUGUACUCGAGUAACACCAUAAUUGAGGUUUCGAGUUUCAGCACUCAGCUUCGAAAUAAGAAAAAAGAAGUAAUAGCUAAACCGAAGAAAGUGAGUUCAAAUGAUACUGUUGUUAGAGGGACUGAAGGAUGGGACGAAAGAGAUUUUGCUCGGUGGGAGAAUUCCAUGAAACGGGAUUUUACAAUCAACGGGCUCAUGUAUGAUCCUUUUAAGCAUCUCUUGUAUGACUAUGUCGGCGGCCUGCGAGACUUGAAGAAGUUCAAGGUGCGGACUGUAAUUCCUGCUGACGAAUCCUUCGCAGAAGAUACCGCUAGAAUACUGCGAGCAAUCAGAAUCGCCGCACGACUUGGAUUUACGUUCACCAGGAGUACUGCUCGUGCUAUUAAAGAUCAACGGUUUUCUCUCUUGAAACUAAACAAGGGCAGGUUGAUGUUGGAAGCGAAUAUGUUUUUCGCUUACGGGGCUGCAGAGCCUUCCUUGAGACUCCUGUGGAGAUACGGAGUGCUUGAAUUAAUCCUCCCUUUGCAGGCCGCUCAUUUUGUGGAAACUAACUUCAGGAGGCGAGAGGAAGGUUCCAACUUCCUUCUUGACCUCUUUAGAAACCUGGAUAAAGUGGUUGCGCCGGAUCGACCCUGCCACGGUUCAUUAUGGGUAGCGUUACUGGCGUUUCAUCUUGCUACUACCGAGGGAAAGUGUAGUCCCGUUGUGAUCGGAGCUGCUGCAUUAACCAUGUACCAUACGACCAAUAGACAGAAAGCAGCAGAGAAAGCAAUACGGAUACAUGCAAAACUGCACAAACAGGUGGUAAGUCCCGGAGGAGAGGCGGAAAGCAUUGAUUCAGCUCCAGUGAGCAAUGAAACCGUUUUGGAAGAAGCCACAGUGCUUGUGGAGAAUGCCAAAGCUUGUCUGAAUCGAAUGAUGGACGCUGCGGUGACAACUCAAGUCAUGCAAGAGCUUACAGGGGCUGAACCUGAAGAUUCGAUAGCUUUGGCUCAGGCGUUCUCUCAGAAGGCGCUUGGAUUGUUUAGGGGGGCAGUAAGAGAUGAACUUGGAGACUUCAAUUCCAAGCAUCGGCAGGAAGCAUUGAAGAGAGAAAGCGGAAAGAGAAGCCCUCCUGAUGCUGAAGCUAUUACCAGAGGGGACGUAGAAGCCAUUAGUUACCUGUUCUCACGAAUUGUUUUGAAUACCUUGUAUCCUCGAGAAGUUAAGACAUAAUUCGAUGUCACUCGGUGUCUCUCCUUGUUUUCUGUCGGUAUUAUUCUUCUUGUCACUUGAUUAUUAUCAUGUACCUGGAGCAGUUGAAGUUGCUAGGCACAUAUAAUAAACUGGCGAAGUUCAACUCGUGCUUUCGACCGACCUUUCUUAUGCAAUUUUCUAGCGUCUAAACCCCAAAGGCAAUCUCGUGGUACCAGCAAUGGAGGCCUAAAACACAUUGCUAGGUAGUUAUCUUGGCAGACUUUCAACUAGAAACUUCAGCUGGAUGUGGCACGCAGAAAAUGAGGGGCUGAAAUUUGUAGCAUAUUACAGUUAUACAGCGGCAAAUGAGGUCAGUUGACUUUUCUACUUAUACAAAACACAUAUACCACGCAAGAAAGAUAACCGUUUUUUCCCCAAAUAUUCCCAAGUACACUUGGGAAUGUUUUCAUAAGGCCAGUAGAAAGAAGUUGCAGUAUUGUUUGAAGAAAAAAGUUUACCGUAUUGAACAAA
Molecule: messenger RNA, 2766 nt
Organism: Marchantia polymorpha subsp. ruderalis
Lineage: Eukaryota; Viridiplantae; Streptophyta; Marchantiopsida; Marchantiales; Marchantiaceae
Source: the annotation of a GenBank genome assembly